UCGGUAGCUAUUUACUACCAUUUUUAUUAUUCCAACUCAGCAACAGCAUGUUUUUGUGAGAGUGAAUUAUUUUGCCUGAAUUUAUCACAUACAGCGGCAACGAUGAUACCUGUGACGGACUUUCAAAAGAUUGGUGUUGGCCUGGCAGGAUUUGGUGUUGCCUUCUUAUUUCUUGGGGUGCUAUUUUUCUUUGACAAAGGUCUUUUAGCUAUAGGGAAUAUUUUAUUUAUAUCAGGCCUUGCAUUUGUAAUAGGACUAGAAAGAACAGUUAGAUUUUUCUUUCAACGUCAUAAACUCAAGGCUACAGGAUUCUUUGUUGGUGGCAUGGUUGUUGUCCUCCUUGGAUGGCCCAUUAUUGGAAUGUGUGUAGAAGUAUAUGGAUUUGUUCUUUUAUUUAGUGGAUUUUUCCCUGUAGCAGUAAAUUUUCUACGAAGAGUUCCAGUUAUUGGAACAAUUCUCAAUAUGCCAGGAAUUAGUGGUCUUGCAGACAAAUUAGGAGCAUCAAAUUCCAUGGUAUAGCAUAGGACUUGCUGUCACAUUUGAUUCAUCACCUUACUGCACACCAUGGUAUAGAACAGGAAUUGGGAUAAACCAUGAAUCUAAGAUGUUAUAAGAGGCAAUGGUUACAGGAUGCAAUAGCCAACGGCUGUGAUCUUUAUAUCAGCCAUAGUUGUAACCGUAUCUGCAUCUACUUGUGUGUAUGUUGCUGGCAAGAGGAAUGAGAACUUGGAUGUUAUGAUCAAGGAGAAUUUUGAGUUCAAGUGAAUGAAGAUGAAACCUAAUUAGGAUUCUCCUAAAGGAAAGUUACUUUGGUAAUUUUGUUGCUGUUUGUAUGUUUGUUGGAAGGUAAAAAGGUUUCUGCCAAGGUAUAUCAUAAUCUAUUAUAACAUAUUGGUGUUUAGUUCACUUCAUAAAAACCAGGCACUGAACUAUUUGGUCACAAAUAUCAAAAUUUUAGACUGCUUUGAUUAUGUAAAGGCAUAUUUUUGUCAUCAAAAUAAAGCAAGAUUUGUUAUAGAUCAGCAUAUGUUCUUCAUUAAGGAACAUAAAAAACAAGCUUACUUUAUUUCUAAAAAUUAAAACAUUGCAAUAUUUAUUGUAGUUUUUCAUAUGAAGUUGCCCCUAUGUCUUUAAAACAGAGGAUAGUCUAAAUUUUAACUAAAAUAUAUUUAAGAUAAUUUUUUAAACUGUAACUGUGUUUUAUUUACUUAAUUGUAAUUUAUUUAU
Lingula anatina is the source of this 1227-nucleotide messenger RNA. RefSeq names its product vesicle transport protein GOT1B. The record is from RefSeq and is a predicted model, not a curated record. Gene Ontology annotation, biological process: retrograde transport, endosome to Golgi; endoplasmic reticulum to Golgi vesicle-mediated transport. NCBI's taxonomy places the organism in Eukaryota, Metazoa, Brachiopoda, Lingulata, Lingulida, Lingulidae. Gene Ontology annotation, cellular component: endoplasmic reticulum; membrane.